This is a messenger RNA of Caenorhabditis remanei, 3588 nucleotides long. RefSeq lists its product as uncharacterized. The coding region runs from base 1 to 3588 and encodes 1195 amino acids. The transcript has 22 exons. Gene Ontology annotation, biological process: cGMP biosynthetic process; protein phosphorylation; intracellular signal transduction. The record is from RefSeq and is a predicted model, not a curated record. Gene Ontology annotation, molecular function: guanylate cyclase activity; ATP binding; peptide receptor activity. Lineage: Eukaryota; Metazoa; Nematoda; Chromadorea; Rhabditida; Rhabditidae.
AUGGAAUUCCUGUUAUUUUUGCUGGUUUUUGGAAGUUUUUCACCGUCUUUCACCGAUGGACAAAUCACCCAGAGUACUACUACGACGACACCGGUACCAGCGGCGAAUCGGAGGACGAUCCGCGUGGGCGUGGCAGCUGUACAAACAACAGAGCUUGAUAGCAUAGGAUGGCCGAUGUCAGGUGGUGCGAUAAAUCUCGCGAUUCAAAAGCUACGAGACGACGGAUUUAUUUCGGCUUUCGAUUUCGAACUCACCGUAAACUACACAGAAUGCGAUCGGUCGUUGGGCGCCGCUGUUGGGAUGGAAUUCAUGAGAAACAAAAAGUUAGACGUGGUUAUUGGGGCGCCGUGUCAGGAUCCUAUGGAAGUGAUGGCGACGAUGGCGACGUUUUAUAAGACACCUCUGCUGGCAUGGGGUCUCGUGACGGAUUCGAAAUUUACUGACGCCGAUCGAUAUCCGUAUCUGACGAAUAUCAUGGCUAAUUCGUUGUCACUCGGUUUCUCUCUAGUCAAACUGCUCGAAAUGAUGGAUUGGGAUCGUGUCGCCCUUCUAUAUGAAACCAGUGCCCAAGACUACCCGUUAUCGAUUAUAAAUGAUGUGGAGACGGCGAUAAACGAGUACGAAACAUAUGGAGUCAAUGUGGUGGUUAAACAAGCGCUCCCCAGUGGAGAUGCCAACGACGCUCAGUACAUUUCGGUGCUCAAUCGGAUUAAGAGCCGGUGUCGGAUCAUAAUCCUGGUCGUCCAAACGGCGACUCCUCGUCGAAAAUAUCUGCGAAUGAUCACCGAGCAGAAUAUGGCGAACGAGGAGUAUGUGCACAUUUUGUUAGGUCUGAGGAGUAUCGGGUUUGGUAAACAAAGCGCAGGCCUGACGAAAUGUGAGUUAGGCUGCUUAUCCUCUGGCAUGUCACCUGUAUGGGAAGUCAAUCCGGAUGACGGUUGGAACGAGAGACUUAAAGUGGCGUCGACACGGAUGCUGGUUAUGGAUCUGUCGACCGAUGUGCCUGACGUGAAUUAUCUGAAUACGUUCACGUCACAGUGUGGAGCUCAAGUGGUGAAUCCGCCGGUCUCGUGUGCAACACCACAGUGUCUGAAUGCUUCCACAUCGCCCCCGUCCGCGUUCGCCAGAAGCCUUCACGACGUCUUCUAUUUGUACGGAUUGGCUAUCACCAACGUUUAUAAUCAGAAUCCGGCUAAUUUGAAUGUUGGGAGCGUUAUAAAUGACGCUAUGCAGGUCACAUUUCAAGGACUCACUGGAGAAGUGUCAAUCAACGCCAAUAACACUCGGGUGCCAAAACUGAUGCUCUAUGCGCUAAACGAGAAGUACGACCAGGCGUCCUACAUGAAUUUGACCUACUCUGUCGACGGAGGAGCGAGUGUCUCGUUGGCAUACACAAAUGAAGCGUCCCUCUGGUUCUGGUAUAACGGACUCCGCCCACUUUCCGUCCCAACUUGUGGAUUCACCGGCACAGAGUGUCCCCAAUCGUUUGUAGAUCAAUACGGAGCACUCGUUUUUUCGGUGGGCGGAGUCUUGGCAUUGGCUCUCUUGUUUUUGAUCACUUGCUUCUUUUAUGUGUUACGACAAAGGAAGCUGGAACGUGACCGUAUCGACGCGGAAUGGCAAAUCCCCCUAGUGAAACUUCAGAAGCCACCGAAACGAGAGAAAUCUCAAAUGUCAAAAAGAUCCCUCCAAUCGGCACCGUCCAACAUCACAGACACCUCGAAAAUGACAUUUGACAACACUUUUUCCAACUAUUCCAUAUUUUAUUUGGAUAAGGACCCCGUGCUAAGCACCGCCCAUCCCGCAUCGAAUUUGUUCCGUGCGGAUUACGAUACUUUUGUGAAAUUGAGGAAAUUGGAGCAUGAGAAUGUGAAUAAAUUCAUUGGAUUGUCGAUUGAUGGGGCGGAGUAUUUGUCGGUGUGGAAAAUGUGCAUGCGUGGUAGUUUACAGGACAUAAUCGGUCAGGGAAACUUCUCGAUCGACCCAUUCUUCAUGUUUUGCGUGAUCCGUGACAUGGCCGAAGGGCUCAAAUACCUCCAUAACAGUUUCCUUCACGUUCACGCGAAUCUUCGCAGUGGUACUGUACUUAUCAACGAGUCGUGGCAAGCGAAACUCACGGAUUACGGUCUCGGGAAUCUGGCGGAGGAGAAGAAGCCGAUGAAGAGGAGGCAGUUGUGGAUGGCACCGGAAGUGAUACGGGGGACGUUGUUGCCACAUCAAAUUGAGAAAUCUGCGGAUAUCUACUCGUUGGCUGUGAUUGCGUCGGAGGUUUUGACGAGAAAAGAGGCGUGGAAUAUGUCGGAGAGGAAGGAUACGGUAGAUGAAAUCGUGUACCGUAUCAAGAAGGGCGGCCCAAACCCGCCACGCCCCGAUUUGGACAUGGACGGUGUGGAGAUCAAUCAUAAUUUGUUAAUCCUAAUCCGUGACUGUUGGAGUGAAGAGCCGAUGGACCGCCCGUCGGCCGACGUCAUCUGUAAUCUUUUGAAGAAUAUGAUGCCGAAAAAGGGGAAUCUGAUGGAUCACGUCUUCAAUAUUCUCGAGGAUUACACAACGAAUUUGGAGGUGGAAGUGGAGGAUCGGACGAAAGAGUUAACGGCAGAGAAGAAGAAAGCCGAUGUCUUGUUGGGGAGGAUGUUGCCAAAACAAGUCGCCGAACGUCUCAAACAGGGCCAAACCGUCGAACCAGAGGGAUUCGACUCGGUUACCGUAUUCUUCUCGGACGUCGUCAAAUUCACCCAACUCGCCGCCAAGUGUUCACCUUUUCAGGUGGUCAAUCUCCUCAACGACUUGUACAGUAACUUUGACGCGAUCAUCGAGGAGCACGGUGUGUAUAAAGUAGAAUCGAUUGGUGACGGAUAUUUGUGUGUCUCGGGACUCCCGUCGAGAAAUGGGAAUGCACAUAUAAAACAAAUCGUGGAGCUCUCUCUGGACUUUAUGGCCUACUGUAAAGCAUUCAAAAUCCCUCAUUUGCCACGUGAGAGAGUGGAAUUGAGAGUUGGCGUCAAUUCUGGACCGUGUGUCGCUGGAGUUGUUGGUCUAAGCAUGCCACGUUACUGUCUUUUUGGGGAUACUGUAAAUACGGCGUCUCGAAUGGAGAGUAAUGGGAAGCCGUCCCACAUCCAUCUAAGCGCCGCCUCCUACACACUUCUCAUGAAACACUACCCGAAUCAAUACAAUACAGCGUCGAGAGGUGAUGUUAUUAUAAAAUGGAGCGCACAUGCAUGCCAACUCGAUUUGUUUCAGGGAAAAGGAGUGAUGGAAACAUUUUGGGUUUUCGAAAGAAAUAAUCAAUUCAUGCUGUCCUCGUCGAAUUCUGCAUAUAAUCCUGAUAAGAACAAGAAGAAAAACGAUGAUGACAGUAGUGACGGCUCCGUGGGCUCAUCGACGCCUCCGAGUACUCCGCCGAUGCAUGAUGAGAAACCGAACAGCCCUGUCCGUCACCGUAAACCGCCCGUCCCAUCAUCACCAACGCUCUCCAAACGGUCUGUGAGCCCAAUAAUGGAGGCAAAGGCCCGAGAUAUUCACAACGAGGAGACCGAGGCCCUGUAUCGACAAUUCCGACGGCAGGAGACGUUGGCGUUGAUUUGA